Messenger RNA from Anisakis simplex (herring worm), 648 nucleotides. The record is from the annotation of a GenBank genome assembly. NCBI's taxonomy places the organism in Eukaryota, Metazoa, Nematoda, Chromadorea, Rhabditida, Anisakidae.
AUGGGUUCGCGCGACGAUGAAUAUGACUAUUUGUUUAAGGUGGUUCUGAUCGGCGACUCGGGUGUUGGUAAAUCAAAUCUGCUAUCUCGUUUCACACGUAACGAGUUUAACCUUGAGUCGAAAUCGACGAUUGGCGUUGAAUUUGCAACAAGGAGUAUUCAGGUAGAAGGUAAGACGAUAAAAGCUCAAAUUUGGGAUACAGCAGGUCAAGAACGUUAUCGCGCUAUCACGUCAGCCUAUUAUAGGGGUGCAGUUGGUGCGUUAUUAGUCUAUGAUAUUGCGAAGCACGUCACUUACGAAGCUGUUGAAAGAUGGCUAAAGGAGUUACGGGACCACGCUGAUCAAAACAUAGUAAUUAUGCUUGUGGGCAAUAAAAGUGAUCUGCGCCAUCUGCGUGCUGUGCCAACUGAUGAGGCAAAAGCGUAUGCAGAAAAGAAUCAACUCUCCUUUAUUGAAACCUCUGCGCUUGAUAGUACCAACGUGGAGGCCGCCUUUACCAAUAUUCUUACUGAAAUCUAUAGAUCAGUGUCGACAAUACAUGUUGGAGGUGACAAUCGGGCUAUGGUCUCAACGGGUGGAUCAAACAGUAUCCAUAUUUCUCCAACGGAUGAGACUCAAACGAAGAAGCAGUGCUGCUCGAGUCUGUGA